Messenger RNA from Funneliformis geosporum, 125 nucleotides. The record is from the annotation of a GenBank genome assembly. Lineage: Eukaryota; Fungi; Glomeromycota; Glomeromycetes; Glomerales; Glomeraceae.
AGAAGCUGUAAUUAAUAAGGUCGAUAGUUUCACUCAAAAAGUUGCGCAUAUCACAUAUCAUUUAAUAGCAUCACCUGAUAAUUCGGGUCACCCGGGUCAAGCAAAUCGAGAUCCUAACCCGACGG